AGAAGAAUUUCCCUCCAAAAUAUUGGUUUUAUUAUGCCAACAGCGACCUAAAGAAUUGUUUACAAACUGAAUGAGUAAACCAACUCGAUGACCACCAUUCUAGACAACUUUCAACGCGCCGAAAAGAUCGGCGAGGGCACCUACGGUAUAGUUUACAAAGCGCGUAGCAACUCCACCGGCCAGGAUGUGGCGCUCAAAAAGAUUCGGCUAGAAGGCGAAACGGAGGGUGUUCCUUCGACGGCCAUUCGAGAGAUCUCCCUGCUGAAGAACCUUAAGCACCCAAAUGUGGUCCAACUCUUUGACGUGGUCAUUUCCGGCAACAAUCUGUACAUGAUAUUCGAGUACCUGAACAUGGAUCUCAAGAAGCUGAUGGACAAGAAAAAAGACGUUUUCACCCCUCAGUUGAUUAAGAGCUAUAUGCAUCAGAUAUUAGAUGCCGUCGGCUUUUGCCACACCAAUCGUAUACUGCAUCGCGAUCUCAAGCCCCAGAACCUUCUCGUGGACACGGCGGGCAAAAUAAAGUUGGCUGACUUUGGCCUAGCAAGGGCCUUCAACGUGCCUAUGCGGGCGUACACACACGAAGUUGUCACCCUUUGGUACCGAGCUCCAGAGAUUCUGUUGGGCACGAAGUUCUACUCCACGGGAGUGGACAUCUGGAGUCUAGGCUGCAUUUUCUCUGAGAUGAUUAUGCGCCGCUCCUUGUUUCCCGGAGACAGCGAGAUCGAUCAACUUUAUAGGAUUUUCCGUACCUUAAGCACACCCGAUGAAACAAAUUGGCCCGGUGUGACGCAGCUGCCAGACUUUAAGACCAAGUUCCCAAGAUGGGAGGGAACGAACAUGCCACAACCUAUAACCGAACACGAGGCUCACGAACUCAUAAUGUCAAUGCUGUGCUAUGAUCCCAACCUGCGCAUCUCAGCCAAGGACGCACUGCAGCACGCUUACUUCUGCAAUGUGCAGCAUGUUGAUCAUGUAGCCCUGCCUGUUGAUCCCAAUGCCGGCAGCGCUUCGCGUCUAACGCGGCUCGUCUGAUCGUGUCCAAUAGCCCCAGAUCUAGCAAAUUACUUUUGUUUCUUAGUAUAGUAAGUUCGAUAUCUACCUCACUGUCUUUAAGACGAAACUAGUGCAAUUAUAUGAUGUCUAUAUUUAAUCUAUUUUACAGCUGCCAGCUCAUUAUCAUGCAUUCCCCAUUUUCACUCGCACCUAACACACGAUAAAUACACGAUCAUCCAUAAGUAAA
This is a messenger RNA of Drosophila sechellia, 1240 nucleotides long. It is a transcript of the gene Cdk2, whose product is annotated as Cyclin-dependent kinase 2. The record is from RefSeq and is a predicted model, not a curated record. Gene Ontology annotation, cellular component: cytoplasm; cyclin-dependent protein kinase holoenzyme complex; nucleus. The transcript is spliced from 6 exons. Gene Ontology annotation, molecular function: ATP binding; cyclin binding; cyclin-dependent protein serine/threonine kinase activity. The coding region runs from base 88 to 1032 and encodes 314 amino acids. NCBI's taxonomy places the organism in Eukaryota, Metazoa, Arthropoda, Insecta, Diptera, Drosophilidae. Gene Ontology annotation, biological process: signal transduction; regulation of gene expression; G1/S transition of mitotic cell cycle.